Coffea eugenioides is the source of this 1979-nucleotide messenger RNA. RefSeq lists its product as uncharacterized. The record is from RefSeq and is a predicted model, not a curated record. NCBI's taxonomy places the organism in Eukaryota, Viridiplantae, Streptophyta, Magnoliopsida, Gentianales, Rubiaceae. The coding region runs from base 326 to 1756 and encodes 476 amino acids. The transcript has 4 exons.
AAGAGGUCCUCCCUCACUCACUUUCCCUCUUACUCUCAGACAGCGAGAAGAUAGAGGAGAGGGAAAUAUCGUUGCUUGUCUUUUGGACUGGAAACAAAGAAAACUGCUGCUCCAUUAUCAAUUGAGAUCCAAACCCACUUCCCCCUUUUUUUUCCUCCUCUUUAACUUUUGAUUCAAUCAUUUCCGCUCUUUCAUCUCUCUCGCUCAGAUUUGAUUAACUUGCAGAACUGACAAAAGGACACUUGGGCCAUCUAUUUCAGCCUUUUUCUAAGGAUUCUCAUGUUUUGUUUGCUGGUGGUAAUAUGCACUGAGGAAUGGGGGAGUGAUGGCAGUUGCAGAAGCAAGGGCUGCUUGGCAGAGAACGGUUAAUCGCUGCUUGGUCCAAGAAGAUGCUAAACGAGCUCCUAAAUUAGCUUACUGCCCACUAGCGUCACCCUUUGUCAGAGAGGUUGAAGUGGGACCUGCAAAUGCUGUUGAGGCACAGGACAUUUCCAGUGUAGCUUUCCCCCCUUUCAAUCGGAGCACUUCAUUUUCUAAUUUGUCGCCAAACUCAAAAUGGUGGCUGCAGCUUCCAUCAAAUUAUUGGCAUCAAAGGGGUUUAACAGAUGAACAAUUAAACUGCACAGAUUCAGAAAUGGAAACUUUCCAUGGUCGUACAAGCUCAGCCCUUAAAAUGCCAGAAAGUGAGGAUGGCAGUGCAUUGUUUUAUGACUCGAUAGAGACUGAAUCUUUUGUUGAUUCUGAUUUAAGAAUCCUUAGCACUGGUCUAAAGAAGGAUACUGAAGUCGGAGACAAGGACUUGACACCUAUGAAUAAGCUGAAUCCCCAAUGUUCUCCUAAGCUUGAGGAUGUAGGGGAUUUGUAUGAAAGAGCAGAGAUAGGUACAUAUGGUUGUACAGUUUCCAAGAAAAAAAAUGAACUGUUUCCUGAUUCUGAAUCGCCUUGGAUUGGAGAUGAGAAAAUUGGGCCAUGGUGGCGCACAGCUGACCAAGAUGAACUGGCUUUAUUGGUUUCACGGGGGUCUUUUGGACUUAUUGAAAAUUGUGAUCUUCCCCAGCCUCAGAACACGUGUGUUGAGAGGGAAGCUUUUGUUGAUCUAUGCUGUUUUGAUCAUGAUAGGGCUUGUAUCUCUCCUACAGAUCCAAAACAUCCUGGAUGUCAUCAUGAUUUAAUUGUCCAUAAGCAGAGUAGCAUUGCAUCGCAAAGUGAUUGUCAAAAACAGCGGUUGUCAGUUGAUGAACAAUUGCAGUGUUCUACUAUUACAUCAUUAAGAGAUAGCUCAAAUCAAGAUGCUAUACUUAGAAGCAUUGCAUCUGAUAGCGAUUCCAGUAAGGCUCAACUACUGGAAGCUCUGCGCCAUUCUCAAACACGUGCAAGAGAAGCUGAGAAGGCUGCAAAGCAAGCAUAUGCAGAGAAAGAGCAUGUAGUCAAGCUUGUUUUCAAACAGGCAUCUCAACUAUUUGCUUACAAGCAGUGGUUUCAACUUAUGCAACUAGAGAAUCUCUGCUAUCAGAUUAAAAACAACAAAGGCCAGCCAAUUUCAACUCUUUUUCCUGUCAUGUUGCCCUGGGUGCCUCAGAAGACCAGAAAAUUGCGGAAGAAUUGGCAGAAAGCCGCCAGGGGAAAAAGGGCCAAGAGGGGACGUCCUAGAAGUGACAUAAGCAGAUAUGCAGUAGUUUUUGCAUUAGGAUUGAGUCUUGUUGGUGCUGGUUUACUCUUGGGAUGGACUGUUGGGUGGAUGUUACCGACAUUUUGAGUAUACGGGGUGGUGUGGUAUAUCCAAUUUUUCCUUCUUGGUGAGUCAAUGUGAUGAUUGGUUUACGCUAGGGUUGAUUGCAUGACAUUUCACCUCCUGCUGUAUCUAUCCAUGUAUUUAGGGUACUCAUCUUUAGCUUUGAUGAACUCUUGCAGAGUUUGUGCACGUGAAUUGAUGGAUGUUCCGUGUAUAUAUGUAUAGAUGAGCAUAUUCUGCCUUGUCA